Messenger RNA from Hevea brasiliensis (rubber tree), 1225 nucleotides. Its product is annotated as probable CCR4-associated factor 1 homolog 6. The record is from RefSeq and is a predicted model, not a curated record. The coding region runs from base 343 to 1167 and encodes 274 amino acids. Gene Ontology annotation, cellular component: CCR4-NOT core complex; CCR4-NOT complex; P-body. Lineage: Eukaryota; Viridiplantae; Streptophyta; Magnoliopsida; Malpighiales; Euphorbiaceae. Gene Ontology annotation, molecular function: poly(A)-specific ribonuclease activity; nucleic acid binding. The transcript is spliced from 2 exons.
AUGUUGUCCCAUACAAUGUAGGCCAAUCUACAUAUCACAGUUCCUUUUCUCUGUCUCGCUCUCUCUCUCUCUCUCUCUUGCCAAACUUUUCUCUGUAAUACAAAUUCUCUCUUCAUCUUCUGCUAUCUGCAAAACCCUCUUACAAGGAACCUCUAAAAAAUUCCUCAUUUUCCCUAGAAAAAUCCCUUUUUCUUGUUCUUGUCCCCGAAUCCCAUUCAAUCAUUUUCGCACCUCUUCGCUCUGAAGGCUCUUUGAUGUUGUCUGCAAAUUUAGGUUUAUGUUUGAAGCUGGGUUUUUGCUGUCUACUUUUGGAUUAUGUGACAUCUGUGUUUCGAUAGGAAGAUGUCAAUUUUUCCCAAAGGCGAUUCUGUUAUUAUCCGAGAAGUAUGGAGCGAUAAUCUUGAAAGGGAGUUUGAAUUAAUUCGUGAUAUUGUUGAUGAUUUUCCUUACAUUGCUAUGGAUACUGAGUUCCCUGGUAUUGUACUGCGUCCGAUAGGAACUUUCAAAAAUAUUUUUGAGUAUAACUAUCAGACUCUUAAGGCAAAUGUUGAUCUCUUGAAGCUAAUUCAAAUGGGUCUUACAUUCUCUGAUGAGAAAGGAAACUUACCUACCUGUGGAACAGAUAAGCACUGUGUAUGGCAAUUCAAUUUCUGCGAGUUUAAUCCCAAUGAAGAUGUCUAUGCUAACGAUUCUAUUGAACUGUUAUCUCAAAGUGGCAUUGAUUUCAUUAAGAACUUUGAAAUGGGUGUUGAUGCUAAUAGGUUUAGUGAACUGCUAAUGUCUUCGGGGAUUGUUUUGAAUGAUAGUGUUCAUUGGGUUACAUUUCACAGUGGGUAUGAUUUUGGAUACUUGCUAAAGCUGCUUACUUGCAAGAAUCUACCGGACACUCAAGUGGAAUUCUUUAAGCUGAUCAAGUUGUAUUUUCCAGUGCUUUAUGAUAUUAAGCAUUUGAUGAAAUUCUGCAAUAGCCUUCAUGGUGGGUUGAACAAGCUGGCAGAGUUGUUGGAAGUGGAGAGGAUUGGCAUUUGUCACCAGGCGGGUUCAGAUAGUUUGCUUACUUCUUGUACAUUCAUGAAACUGAAAAUGAAUUUCUUUAAUGGCUCACCUGAGAAAUAUGCUGGUGUUUUGUAUGGUCUUGGUGUUGAAAAUGGGCAGAAUGCUUAUUGAAAGAAAAUGGGGAAAAUCAAAUAAAAGUAGACAAAAAAAAGUUUUUGUUAGUCUACAA